AUGGUUCACCCAAUCGCCCAGAUAUCUUUUUGGGUUCAAGGAAACUCGCUAGAAGGCUGCAAGCCUCCAGAGGGCUUCCAUGUAAACAAAUCAUUAGAUGGAAACGCUAGCCGCCACAACUCUCAACAAUUUAUGGAUCUCCCCCUAUACCCAGGGCGGUUGAUCACAGUCGGGCGGGAUCACCAUAUGAAUGAUGUUUCUAUAAAUCACCCGUAUGUCUCAAGGAAGCACUUUGUUAUUUAUUCAGUCCUCUAUGACCCAGACGACAAGUAUACACAACCCCCCUUGAUAUAUAUUCGAGACUGCCAAUCUCUGGAGGGCACAUACGUCGAAGAAACUUGCAUUGGUAAUAAAGAGAAAGGUCCAUCGCCAGGCUUUUACCUCAGCCAGGAUGUUGUGAUCACCAUAAAACCUCAUUGGAAGUUUCGCAUUUCACUCUUGGGCUGUUCAGAUUUAAAGUCACCACUGACUGCAAUUCAACUCAAGGAAUCUAGCCUGUUUAGCGAUCGAUACAUGAUUAGCAACAGAGUUCUUGGUAGUGGAUCCUUUGCAUCAAUUCAUCUAGCUAUUGAUGUGAAGACUGGGAGACAACUUGCCUGCAAAAUUCACGACCUUGACCAUCUUGGUCGAUUCGCACACCCUCGAGAUAUAAUCCAACGCACUCUAGAUGAGACUGAUAUACUUGGAAAACUAAGCCAUCCCAACCUCCCCAUCUUCGAAUAUGCGUUUCGGUCGCGACACACUCUUUACACCUUCACUGAACUUGCAACAGGCGGUGAUCUUUUCUCAAUGCGCUUAGCACGAGGAGUCUUCUCAGAGCAAGAUACCAAACUUGUCAUUUUACAGAUCUUGAACGCCAUCAAAUAUCUUCAUACUGGGGGUAUAGCACAUCGCGAUUUAAAGCCGGAGAAUGUGCUGUUCUCUACGGGACCACAUGCUACAGGUCGAGUGAUCGUUAGCGACCUAGGCUUCGCGAAAUCAUUAGCUUCCGGUCGAAUGCGUAGCCAAGUAGGAACUCAACAAUACAUGGCACCGUAA
This is a messenger RNA of Annulohypoxylon maeteangense, 1038 nucleotides long. RefSeq names its product kinase-like domain-containing protein. Gene Ontology annotation, biological process: meiotic recombination checkpoint signaling; protein phosphorylation. Gene Ontology annotation, molecular function: protein serine/threonine kinase activity; ATP binding; protein binding. The transcript has 7 exons. Bases 1 to 1038 code for a protein of 345 amino acids. Gene Ontology annotation, cellular component: cytoplasm; nucleus. NCBI's taxonomy places the organism in Eukaryota, Fungi, Ascomycota, Sordariomycetes, Xylariales, Hypoxylaceae. The record is from RefSeq and is a predicted model, not a curated record.